AUGCUGAUGCAGCGGAUGACUCGCCUGGCGGUAUGUGCCGUGCUGGUGUGCGGCGUCUCCUCUCAGUACGUCUCCUCCUUCUCCAACUACUAUCGACCGAGCGGGCCGGGCUACCCGAGCGGCACUGCAGACUACUAUCGGCCGCCGGUCUCCUCCCCGGGCAUCACAGACAGGUUGCAGAACAUUUUUCAAGGAUUCAGUGACAGAACAGACCCCGCAUUCUUCUCGGCGGCGCCGUUCCUGCUGCUCUCUUUGCUGGCCCUGGUCGGUCUGGCCGUCACCGGGGUCGCCUACGCCGUCAUCACCAACAACUCCUCCGGCCGCGGCCUGGACUCGGACCACUGGGAGGUGGACCACUCAGUCUGGAUGGACCAACUCCAGAGGGACUUUGAGGACUCGUGGUCCACCGAGUAGCGGGUGCAUCACUGAGCAUGGUGCUCCGAGUGAUUUAUUUAAUUG
Molecule: messenger RNA, 459 nt
Organism: Amphibalanus amphitrite
Lineage: Eukaryota; Metazoa; Arthropoda; Thecostraca; Balanomorpha; Balanidae
Exons: 4
Coding region: 1-414 (137 amino acids)
Source: RefSeq, a predicted model, not a curated record